Messenger RNA from Funneliformis caledonium, 1605 nucleotides. Lineage: Eukaryota; Fungi; Glomeromycota; Glomeromycetes; Glomerales; Glomeraceae. The record is from the annotation of a GenBank genome assembly.
AUGGCGUCUCCAAGUGGACCAGCACGAGUAACUUCAGCAAGGUCAGCGGAUCAACUGCCGUCGCCAUUGAGUGGACCAGCACGAACAGUUGUUAGUACCAAGCAACUCAUAACUUCACCGCCAAAUGAGUGGACCAGCGUGAAGUAUGGCGUCUCCAAGAUUCCUGAGGAAGAAGAAGUACACGAAUACUUUAAGAGGAUAGAAGCAAGAUACUGGCAGUUAAAACAUUAUUUAAGUUUUCGUUUGAAGGUCGAAGAAACAAUAUCACCAUGGAGCACUGUAUAUAGCGAUUGGCAGCAGUCUCUUCGCUUUAUUUUCAAGGAUUAUGGCAAAAAUGUUCCAGGCUCCGUAUCUGGCUUUUGCAAAGAUUUAUAUAACAUUUGUGAGACUUUUGAAGGUUCCAUCGUACGUCAAGGCUGUAAGAAGUUUUAUGACGAAUUUUAUCAACGACAUAUUGACCUACAAAUUGCCGAGAGACUUCGAAUUCUUGACUCAACCAUAUUUUCAGAGAAUAAGAUUUCGGAAGUCUUACGAAUAUCGAGCAAAAAACGAAUAGUGGAGGAUAAUGAAGAAUCUUCGUCGUCUAGCGAGAAACGAAUUCGACAUGAGGAAUAUUACGUGGAUAAUUUCGUACCUGAAUUGUUCCAAGAAGAACAUGACUAUGAGUGCUACGGAAAGGAGAACGAAUCUAACUCUUCUGCUGAAUGUUCUAGUCCUAAAACUAUUCCUGAAAAAAGAAAACAAGAAGACGAUGAGUCUAUUAUGGAAAUUUUCGGAAACGAGAUUGAAUGUUCAGACACAAUGAAGAAGAUAUAUUUUGAAUAUAAAAAACAUUGUCAUGAAAAUGCCAUAGUUGAUUUACGACCAAGGCGCAAUUUUUCAAACAACUUUCUUAUCAAGUCACUCAAGAUUAUAAUUAAGAAAUUGAGCAGAGAGCUGUCAGGCGCCGAAUGGCAGAAUAAGAUUGACGACCUGCGACCAAAAAAUGAUAGUAAACUGAUGGUGGCAACAACAAGAAUAAUACGACGCACAUUACCACAGUUUAUAAAAGCGUUUUCUCUUGGCGCAUUUAAUCCUCUUCUAGAUAUUAAAACAAUAGAGAAACCACACUUGAAUUCAUAUAACCAUGUGAAACGAGAAUGCGCCGAUGGUGCUGGGUAUAUGAUGGGCGCUGAUAAAUUCCAAUUGGUUUAUGUGGAAGGGGCAAAGCCCAAGGCAAAGGAAAACAAAGAAUUAGCAGUUGCGGAAAAAGUAGCGAGAAACUUAAAGACGAUGUUUACAUCAAUUGUAAGAGAAACCAUUAACAAUAGAAGGCGUAUUCCAAACGGAAUGGCUGUCUUCGGAGGACAAAGUUUUCAGCUUCGCAUUCACCUCUUUUAUCUCGAUUAUUGUGAAUUCUGUUUACAUGAAAUCGAAAAUGCAAAUCUCCCUCGAGAUUUUACUGAAAUGGCAGACUUUGUAUGGUACUACGAAUGUAUAUUAAAAUGGGCUUUGCUUGCUUAUGACAUGACAGUAAAAUUCAAGGAGAUAAGGAACCAAAAAAGGCCUUCAAGACAAUCAUAUGCAAAGAAUAUCCGUUUGCUUGAUGAUCACAAACUUAAAUAA